AUCAUCCUUUGCUGCACCCACGGGCACUCCCAACACCAAACCCAAGAGGAAUCCUGCAUCGAGCGCAUCUCGACAAUCGGCGGUUAGUCGGCCAUUUACCCGCAUAAGUCCCCAAAGCGGGAAGGCAAUUCACGAUCCGACGCCCAAAUGUGUGCACCGGCGAGGGUGGUCUGCCGUCCUCUUCGCGGGUCUGCAGCACGACUCUCCUCGGCAGCAGCCGGCGGAGCUCCCUCCUUUCCACAGCCAUGGGGUUCCUCACCAGGGAUUGAAAGACUGUGCUGCCCGGCAGCGCCCGCCGUCCAUAUCUCAACCACAGCUCAGCCGCCACGCACCUCUUCCUUGCCAGCAAAGAGCUUGUCAACGUUCCGAGAACCCGUCGCCGAUCCGACAACGCCCCCCGAACUCACCCUCUUCACUUCGCACCCGCCGCUCCUCUCCCCGGAGUCAGGAAACAAUAAACCUCCUGACGAGCGAAAGGUCAAGCUCGGCAAGACCCUCCGCAUCCUCCAAGCGCAUCUGCCCACCCUCCUGCAGUCCCCGCCGCCACAGCAGAUCCUCUCGCCCUCCAUCACCCUGCACCUCUUCCCCUCGACGCACCCGCACCUGCCGACCGUCUCGGGCCGCGUCGCGUACACGGCGGCGCUGUGGUCGUCGCCGAUCGCCUGGAACCGCGUGCCGCUGGUGGGCAACGUGCGCCUCGAGAUCCUGAGCGAGCGGAUGGUCGACACGCCCGUCUACUACCCCAGCGGCGGGCGCGGCGGGCGCCGGCCGGAGGGCGCGAUGCCCGAGCAGCUGAUCGUGCGGUGGCGCACGGUCGGCGGCGGCGGCGGGAAGUUGCGCAAGUGGUGGUUGGGGUUCGGGUCCGGGUCUGAGUCUGGGUCUAAGGGUGCGAAGGAGGCCGGGAAGACCGCGAGUGGCGAUGAGAUGGCGGGCGGGAAAGGGAAGCAUGAGGCGAUUGAUGGGGCGCGACACGGGGGCUCGACAGCGGCGGAACACAGUGAGACGGAGGUCAAGGCACCCGUCGGGAUGGCGCAGCCCGUUGGGUCGAGCAAGGAGUUUACGGGGUUGUUCAUUUUCGAUUUCGACAACGAGGGCAGGAUACUGAGCCACACCAUCGAGCAUGUGCAGGAAGGUGGUCAGUGGGAGAAGGGAGUCGGCGCCAAGGUGGUGGGCUUGACGGAUUGGCUGCUGGGUGGGAUCAAGGGAGGCGACACACCGUGCCCUGCUUUUGCGAGGACGAGAUUCCGAAAAGGCGGGCCAUGAGCGUCCCUCCAUGGGAGGAAAAAAGAACGAAAUGAAAAAAAGCGCCAGUUAAAGGCUAAGGCUUCGACGGGUUGAAACGUCACGCUUCGUCUCAUAUUUUAUAUCUAGAGGUUGGGGGAGGCGCUUUCAAACCGAUGUGGCGCUGGAGAUGGCUCGGAGUUUUAUGGUUAUUGUACACUCACGUUGGGGGAUACUGGGUAAUCGGUUGACUCAGUCACGGCCAUGAGCAGGCACGAUUUUGGGGUGGAUUUUGUCUGGAACUCUUGAGUAACGCACCCUCCUCGGUCAUAUCACAUAUUGUAGAUCUAGAUAGAUGUAAAAUAGCAACGAAAUCGCAAAG
Thermothelomyces thermophilus ATCC 42464 is the source of this 1603-nucleotide messenger RNA. RefSeq lists its product as uncharacterized. Lineage: Eukaryota; Fungi; Ascomycota; Sordariomycetes; Sordariales; Chaetomiaceae. The record is from RefSeq and is a predicted model, not a curated record. The transcript is spliced from 2 exons. Bases 148 to 1263 code for a protein of 371 amino acids.